Messenger RNA from Kazachstania africana CBS 2517, 1401 nucleotides. It is a transcript of the gene SIP1, whose product is annotated as Sip1p. Gene Ontology annotation, molecular function: protein kinase binding. The record is from RefSeq and is a predicted model, not a curated record. NCBI's taxonomy places the organism in Eukaryota, Fungi, Ascomycota, Saccharomycetes, Saccharomycetales, Saccharomycetaceae. Bases 1 to 1401 code for a protein of 466 amino acids. Gene Ontology annotation, biological process: signal transduction. Gene Ontology annotation, cellular component: nucleotide-activated protein kinase complex; nucleus; cytoplasm. The transcript has a single exon.
AUGUCUCGAAAUAGUUCGGAUUUUGAUGGUUAUUACGAUGAUGAUAGCAUAAUAAAUCAGGAUAUGGCUAAUUUAUCCCUAGAAUCGUCCAACACCGAUGAUGAUGGUUUACUUUCUUCUGGUUUACCAAGCCUAACCACUACAAAACAUGUACUCACUCCACCUGAUGACAGUAGUAACACGGAGUCUGUUAUGUCCAGUGCAAAUUUACGUUCUACAUUGACAGAUGAUUAUGAUUCUAUAAACCAGUCCACUUUACAAAAUGUCAUGAAACGUAAGAGGAGUGAACAGCCCAUGUCUCAAACCGCAAAGACGAUGCUGAAAUUGUAUGGAAAUAGUGCUGAAAGGGAAAGAGAACAAGAGGCAAAGAAUGCCAGUCUGCUCAGUUUGCCCAAUACAAAGAAAUUCAAGAAUGAAAGCGCCGGCACCGAUUCUGAUGUUGAUGAUGAUAAUGACGAUGUGGAAGUAAUAUUGAAAUGGAGGGAACCAAUAGAUCAUAAUUCAGCAGUGGCCAUUGUUAGUAAAGAUAUAGUGUCUACUUUAUUAACUAUUGCAAAGACUCAUAAAUCAAGUAUAAUAACCUUCAUAGAAAGGAAAAAAUUUAAAAUAAAUUUGUUAUAUGACAUUGUAACAAAUGAAUGGUACCUACCUAAUCUGUUUCUGCCACCAGGAAUCUAUAAGUUACAAUUUCUCAUAAACGGUAAUCUUAUACAUUCAAAUUAUUUACCAACCGCAACUAAUGCUAAUGGUAAUAUCGUUAAUUGGUUUGAGGUAAUAUGUGGCUAUAAAACAAUAGAACCAUACCGUGAUGAGGAAAGAAUUAUUCAUAGGGAAAAGUCAACUGCAAAUGAAUCUAUCUCCUCGAAUUCACUGACUGAUUACGCUGGUAUUAGUAGAUCAAGUUCAAUAGUAAGUAAUAAAUCGUCAUUAAUUUCUUCAUCAUUGAAGUUAACAAAUCUGAACUUAAACGAUGAUGAAAUCAAAUAUACAAAUGAAAUUCCAGAAAUUUUCAAAUUUGAUUCGACUGCAAAUUCAAAUGUUAAUAACCAAGCAUUUGAUAUGAGUCUAUCUAAAGUUAUAGAUUUAAAUCAAGAUCAUGUUUUCGCAAGUUUACAAAAAAUUGCAAGAAUGAACACUGAUGAAGCUGAAAAUUACUUUCUCAAUAGAUUCAAGAUACAUGAUUUGCCAAUAUACUUAAAUUCAAAUUUCUUGAACAAGAUUUUUAUUCGUGAUAAUAAUAAUGAAACGACAAAUAAUACUGUCCCACAUGUCAAUUUAAAUCAUUUAUUGACCACCUCCAUCAAAGACGAUACCCUAUGUGUAGCAUGUACAACAAGAUACGUGGGGAAGUUCAUUACUCAAAUAAUGUAUGCUCCUUCAUCACCAACACAAAGUGACUGA